Drosophila montana is the source of this 729-nucleotide messenger RNA. RefSeq names its product serine protease inhibitor 42Dd-like. Gene Ontology annotation, molecular function: serine-type endopeptidase inhibitor activity. The transcript has 2 exons. The record is from RefSeq and is a predicted model, not a curated record. Bases 152 to 673 code for a protein of 173 amino acids. NCBI's taxonomy places the organism in Eukaryota, Metazoa, Arthropoda, Insecta, Diptera, Drosophilidae.
UGAUAAAACGGACAACAAGAUAAAAUUAAUGUUCCUCAGUGCGAUUUAUUUUAAGGGCACCUUGAAAUCUCCAUUUUUAAAGGACAAUACAUUUUGAGGCAAGUUUUUCGUUCGGGAAAAAUCAGGAGAAACACGCACUACCCGGGUUGAUAUGAUGGGUCAAGUUGGCCGUUUCAAGUCUAGCUACAUUAUGCCUCUGGAUGCUGACUGCUUAGAGCUGCCAUAUAAAGACUCAAUGCUCUCACUGGUUAUUCUGCUGCCUAGAGAAUUGGACGGCAUUAAUAGGCUUGUGGAAGAUCUGGAUGACCUUCACCCGGACGAUAUCCCACCCGAAUCCGAUGAGCAAAGAAUGGCAGUUCUUUUGCCAAAAUUUAAAUUUGAUUUUGAGGCCGAACUGAGUGAUGUUGUAAACAAUUUGGGCGCUAAAUCAUUAUUUCGAAAUGCAAAUAUGGAAUCGAUGACUGACGACAAGCGCCCAUUGCGAAUCAGCAAUAUCUUCCAGAAAGCCGUUUUUGAGUUGGAUGACGAAGAUGCCGCGCCGGCAACUGCCGAAGAGUUCAAUAGAUUUUUGCCCCGAGCUCGAGAAGAUAUUAUUGUAAACCAUCCAUUUGUAUUUUUAGUCAAAGACGAGAGUAGGAUUUAUUUUGCGGGGCGUGUGAUUAAUCCGCAAUAAAUGGCAUCAUUUACAAAUUGCUGAUAAAUAAAGUUUCGCAGCAUGAUUUAGUCAUA